Salvelinus fontinalis (brook trout) is the source of this 5083-nucleotide messenger RNA. Its product is annotated as electrogenic aspartate/glutamate antiporter SLC25A13, mitochondrial. The record is from RefSeq and is a predicted model, not a curated record. The transcript has 18 exons. Gene Ontology annotation, molecular function: L-glutamate transmembrane transporter activity; calcium ion binding; L-aspartate transmembrane transporter activity. NCBI's taxonomy places the organism in Eukaryota, Metazoa, Chordata, Actinopteri, Salmoniformes, Salmonidae. Bases 144 to 2372 code for a protein of 742 amino acids. Gene Ontology annotation, biological process: L-glutamate transmembrane transport; aspartate transmembrane transport; malate-aspartate shuttle.
GGGAGGAUACAGAGAUCUUAUGAUGAUGAUAAGCUUCAUAAGAAAGACAGAGGACUUUGAAAUAAGGAAUGAUUGCCUACACCUUACUCUAAUACCUGUGUAGUAACAGCGUAUUCAUGUAAUAUCAAUAGACUGUAAUACGGAUGGUUAGCAAUAUGGAUGGUUACAUAACGAUGCCUGCCACUGACUACCUCUCUACGGCUCCAUACCACGUGAACACUUUAGCUGCCUUGAUCUCCUCUCUUCACUGCACUGUUAGACAACCGCGCGUGAUUUCCAUGGGAACGUCGUCACGCAAAAGGAAAUUACCGGGUUUGCUUGGUCAGUGGGCUUGGUUGGUUGACAGUAAUCUUGUUAUGGCUGCAAAGGGACAAAAGAGGGCUGACCCUACUGAGCUGAAAGCUAUUUUCAUAAAGUAUGCCAGCAUCCAGAAGAACAAUGAGGCCUUCAUGUCUCCAGAGGACUUUGUGGCCCGGUUUCUCUAUGCACACACUGACAUCAGGCUGUCUGACGAGGCCACCUCACUGCUGGCUGGGGUGGUGGACCAGAAGAAAGAUGGGUUGAUCUCCUUCCAGGAAUUUGUGGCCUUUGAGUCGGUCCUCUGUGCUCCAGAUGCGCUCUACGUGGUUGCCUUCCUGCUGUUCGACAAGACGGGCAAAGGAGCAGCCACCUACGAGGACGUAAAGCAGGUCUUCAGCCAGACCACCAACCAUCAGCACAUCCCCUUUAACUGGGAUUCUGAGUUCAUGCGGCUGCACUUUGGCAUGGAAAGGACCAAGCACCUCAGCUAUGGAGAGUUCACCCAGUUCCUCCUGGAGAUGCAGCUGGAACAUGCGCGGCAGGCCUUUGUUCAGAGGGACAAGGCCCACAGCGGCUCCAUCUCCGCCCUGGACUUCAGGGACAUCAUGGUCACCAUCCGGCCCCACAUGCUCACACCCUUUGUGGAGGAGAGCCUGGUGGCGGUGGCCGGGGGCAGUACAUCUCACCAGGUCAGUUUCUCCUACUUUAACGGCUUCAACUCUCUCCUCAACAACAUGGAUCUCAUUAGGAAGAUCUACACCACACUGGCUGGGAGCAGUAGAGUCCUGGAAGUCACUAAAGAGGAGUUCAUCAUUGCGGCCCAGAGGUUUGGUCAGGUGACUCCAAUGGAACUGGACAUCCUGUUCCAACUGGCCGACCUCUCUGAGUCCCGGGGCCGUGUUGGUCUGGUGGACAUUGACAGGAUAGCUCCACUGGAGGAGGGGGCCCUCCCAUACAACCUGGCCGAGGUCCAGAGACAGCUGUCCGGUGGUGACCCGUCCCGAUCUGUUCUCAUCCAGGUAGCAGAGUCCGCCUACAGGUUUGGCCUCGGCUCCAUCGCUGGCGCUGUGGGAGCCACAGCAGUGUACCCCAUAGACCUAGUGAAGACCAGGAUGCAGAACCAGAGGACCACAGGCUCCCUGGUGGAAGAGCUCAUGUACAAGAACAGCUUGGACUGCUUCAAGAAGGUGCUGCGCUACGAAGGCUUCUUCGGCCUCUAUAGAGGUCUGGUACCACAGCUACUGGGUGUGGCCCCGGAGAAAGCCAUAAAGCUGACAGUGAAUGACUUUAUCAGAGGGAAGGCCAGGCAGAAAGAUGGAUCAAUCCCUGUGCCUGCUGAGAUCCUGGCUGGUGCAUGUGCGGGUGGAUCCCAGGUGAUCUUCACCAACCCUCUGGAGAUUGUGAAGAUCCGCCUGCAGGUGGCUGGAGAGAUCACCACCGGCCCCCGCGUCAGCGCCAUAUCUGUCAUCAAGGACCUGGGUUUCUUUGGCCUCUACAAGGCAGCCAAAGCCUGUUUCCUGCGAGACAUCCCCUUCUCAGCCAUCUACUUCCCCUGCUAUGCGCAUGUCAAGGCCUACAUGAGUGAUGAGGAUGGGAGGAUCGGACCAGGCAAGCUGCUGUUUUCAGGGGCCAUAGCAGGCAUGCCCGCGGCUUCCCUGGUGACCCCGGCCGACGUUAUCAAGACCAGGCUACAAGUGGCGGCCCGUGCCGGCCAGACCACGUACACCGGUCUCGCUGACUGCUUCUGGAAGAUUCUGAAGGAGGAGGGACCACGGGCCUUCUGGAAAGGAGCGGGAGCCCGAGUGUUCCGGUCCUCGCCCCAAUUUGGGGUCACCCUGGUGACCUAUGAACUCCUGCAGAGGUGGUUCUACAUUGACUUUGGCGGACAAAAGCCGUCUGGUUCGGAGCCGACUCCCAAGUCUCGCAUCAGCCUGCCGGCGCCCAGCCCCGACCACAUUGGAGGUUUCAGGUUGGCCGUGGCCACGUUCGCUGGCACCGAGAGCAAAUUUGGACUCCACCUCCCAAGAUACAACGUUCAAGUAACCCCCCCGUCCAAGAAGGACGCCCCUUGAAUUGAACCCCCUCUGCCCAUACGUAGGGGGCAGAAUAGAGCACACGUGCAAUCAUUACACCCUCUCCCCCCCACCCCCACCCAGUCGAGCACUUGGAAUAUUCCACCCGAAAGAGAAGCACAUUGUGAGUAUUAUGAUUUGCCUCUCUAUUCUUUAAAGAUAAAUAUGUUUCUGUUUUAGUUGAUGAGAAUUUUUUUUAAACCUAUUAUGAUCUUCUGGAAUGUACCUUUCUACAUCAUUGUCUAGAAACACAAAAACGUUGUUUUAGCUUCUGUUUGAGUCAGUCUUAUUGUGAAGAUCAAGUGAUAUCUACAGUACUGACAAUGUGUGUCUAGAGUCGUGUUCCAGUUGUCUUUUCAUACAGUAAUAUGCACAAUAGGGGAGGGGCUGGCAAUGACUUGAAUUAGACCUGGACUGCUUCCUUUCAUUACAUCAUUAAGGCCGGGACUCAUUCAAAAGUGCAUUGUCAACAUGUGCAUUGCACUUGCUUUUAAAGGUCAUUUACACUUGAGCCGACAUAUACCGUAUUUACCAUGAUGGCCAUCUCUUUAAAAGACACUUGAUAGUUCAAUGUGCUUGUCUACAACGUGCCUUUGAUUGAAUCUCGGUCUAACCAUCACUUUAUAUGAUGGUGCUUUUACUGUCUUCCACCUGAGAGUCUGAUAGAUACCAAACAGAAUGAGCCCUAUCCGCAGGAUGGGGAUAGUAGCACAAGUACACACAUCAGAAUGACGGUUCUACUGCACAUCCGAAUGACGGUUCUACUGUACAUAUGAAUGACGGUUCUACUGUACAUAUGAAUGACGGUUCUACUGUACAUAUGAAUGACGGUUCUACUGUACAUAUGAAUGACGGUUCUACUGUACAUAUGAAUGACGGUUCUACUGUACAUAUGAUUGACGGUUCUACUGUACAUAUGAGAACGGAACAGACAUAUGAAUGACGGUUCUACUGUACAUAUGAAUGACGGUUCUACUGUACAUAUGAAUGACAGUUCUACUGUACAUCCGAAUGACGGUUCUACUGUACAUAUGAAUGACGGUUCUACUGUACAUCCGAAUGACGGUUCUACUGUACAUCCGAAUGACGGUUCUACUGUACAUCCGAAUGACGGUUCUACUGUACAUAUGAAUGAUGGUUCUACUGUACAUAUGAAUGACGGUUCUACUGUACAUAUGAAUGACUGUUCUACUGUACAUAUGAAUGACGGUUCUACUGUACAUAUGAAUGACGGUUCUACUGUACAUAUGAGAACGGAACAGACAUAUGAAUGACGGUUCUACUGUACAUAUGAGAACGGAACAGACAUAUGCAUGACGGUUCUACUGUACAUCCGAAUGACGGUUCUACUGUACAUAUGAGAACGGAACAGACAUAUGAAUGACGGUUCUACUGUACAUAUGAGAACGGAACAGACAUAUGCAUGACGGUUCUACUGUACAUAUGAAUGACGGUUCUACUGUACAUCCGAAUGACGGUUCUACUGUACAUCCGAAUGACGGUUCUACUGUACAUAUGAAUGACGGUUCUACUGUACAUAUGAAUGAUGGUUCUACUGUACAUAUGAAUGACGGUUCUACUGUACAUAUGAAUGACGGUUCUACUGUACAUCCGAAUGACGGUUCUACUGUACAUAUGAAUGACGGUUCUACUGUACAUAUGAAUGACGGUUCUACUGUACAUAUGAAUGAUGGUUCUACUGUACAUAUGAAUGACGGUUCUACUGUACAUAUGAAUGACGGUUCUACUGUACAUAUGAAUGACGGUUCUACUGUACAUAUGAGAACGGAACAGACAUCUGAAUGACGGUUCUACUGUACAUAUGAGAACGGAACAGAGAGACACAUUUACAUAUUGAUACAGUUCACCAAGUCUCUUUUUGGAUACUGAGAAGAAACUAAUAAUCUUGAUCUUGAACUUCAUUUGCGAGAAAAUAUAAAUGAUUGACCAACCAAAACGCUUGAAUGUAAUAUACUGUUCACUAUUACCACCACUUGCACAAGGUAUUACUACUACACCUACAAUGGUAUUGUCUGUUAUCCUUAGUUGUCUCAGUCAGAUCAAACUGGGCUGUGUGUUGUAUACAUGUUUAUUUAAAGAAUCAUCAGGGUACAACAGAGCAGGGGGAGAGAGUAGAGAGAUGUGGGGUAUUCCAGAAAGCAGGAUUAUCAAAUUAUCCAGUUAACUUUGAUAAACAACCACAUAUUAUUUUCCGGUUGAUUAAGAACACUACAUUUGUAUACUCGUUGUUGUUGCCGAGUCAAUUAUAUCUUGUCAAUUUUAAGGGCUCUAUUCAAUCCAUAUCCCAGAAGUUCAGCUUUAAAGCGUGAUUGACAAGUAAAGGCAAUGUUCUUGUGGUCACAGUGACUGCAUUCACUGUAAACGCUGCACCGUAAACGCUGCGUAUAUUGGCUCUAUCACAAAUUACCUUUACAUUUCUAGUGCGUAAUCUGUAUCGCUUCAGCGAAAUGAACAGAGCCCCGAGUCUAUAUUUCUCAAAAUAUCUCAUUAUUUUAAGCAAUGUUGGACAGUUAGCUGGCUAACUUAUUUAUCCAGCUUUCUGGAACAGCCCAAUGGUGUCACGAAAGACGUCCGUAUUUAAACUUGUACAGUACAGGAGAGAAGUAGAAUAUGGUGUGAUAAUUGUGCCUUACUGUAUGUAUGGCUUCAAUAUGUAUAUGUACUAAUGAAAUUAAACGUUAGUGAACAAA